Molecule: messenger RNA, 6972 nt
Organism: Struthio camelus australis
Lineage: Eukaryota; Metazoa; Chordata; Aves; Struthioniformes; Struthionidae
Gene: PAPLN
Product: papilin, proteoglycan like sulfated glycoprotein
Biological process (GO): proteolysis; extracellular matrix organization
Cellular component (GO): extracellular matrix
Molecular function (GO): serine-type endopeptidase inhibitor activity; metalloendopeptidase activity
Source: RefSeq, a predicted model, not a curated record
CUUAAGGCAUAGUUUGCAGCUAACGUGUGUGCUCGCGCACAGGCUAUGGGAACUGGAAACCAUUCCAAAUCAUCCAUGCGUGCACGCUUACAGCUCUGGCUUUUCCAAGCAGAAGAGAAAACACUUGUGAAGAAACUUAGAGGCGGAAGGGGUUAAAUGAAAUCCAACUCUCCUUUUCCUGUGCAGUAAGGAUUAGUAACCAAACAGGAGUUGGAGAGAAGAGCAUGUUAGAGCCACUGUUUGAACCAGAACGGUAGGAAAGUGGCUAUUGGAGCUUGCCUGCACGGUGGUAUAAGUGCCUCUAACUUUUGCACUCACCAUUAACAGGUAUAUGCAGAAGACUCUGCAAUCCCAGAGCAUUUCAUGAGCUCUGUAGAUGAAGCAGCUGUGAAAACCUGCACUUCCUGAGAUGGAGCAUGUUGAUGAGCCCAGUGUGCCACACGUGUGUUGGACAGACUCAUCCAGGACUUCGGGACAAAUGCCCUGCUGUUACAGGGAGUGAAGGGAGGUGUUCGUGAUGUGCAACAGAAGUAGGAAAAGAUGAAGAGCUUCUUCCUUCUGCUCAUAUUAGCAAUGAUGCCACCUUCUGCAUUUUCAAACCGCAGGAUGAAGCGGCAGGUUGAUGUCUGGGGGAGCUGGGGAGAAUGGGGCGAGUGCAGUCGGAGCUGCGGUGGGGGAGUCAGUUUUCGGCAACGGCGCUGCUAUUCCCAGAGGACAGAAGGUGGUUCCAGUUGCACUGAACCAACUCAAAACUACCGUUCAUGCAAUAUUCAGAGCUGCCCAGAAGGCUCCCGGGAUUUUCGGGCAGAGCAAUGUGCAGAGUUUGAUGGGACGGAAUUCCAAGGAAAGAAAUACAAGUGGCUCCCGUAUUAUGGAGCACCCAAUAAGUGUGAGUUAAACUGUAUUCCCAAGGGAGAAAACUUUUACUACAGGCACAAGGAAGCAGUGAUAGAUGGGACUACGUGUGAACCUGGCAAGCGGGACAUCUGUGUACAGGGAGUCUGUCAGGCUGUUGGCUGUGAUAACAUGCUGGACUCUACCAAGAAGGAGGACAAGUGCCUGCAAUGUGGAGGAGAUGGCAGCACCUGCUAUGGAGUGAAAGGCAAUUUUGAUGUGGCCAGCCUCCCCAAAGGUUACAAUCAGAUCUUCAUCAUCCCCAUGGGAGCCACCAGCAUCCACAUUAAGGAGGUUAUGCCCAGCAGGAACUUUCUGGCUGUCAAGAACGUGCGAGGGGAGUAUUAUCUGAACGGGCAUUGGACAAUUGACUUCAGCCGAGCACUGCAUGUAGCUAGCACAGUAAUGCACUAUGAUCGUGGCUCAGAAGGUGAUCUGGCCCCAGAGGUCCUCCAUGCCAGGGGCCCCACCACAGAACCAUUAGUCAUUGAGCUCAUCAGUCAGGAGCCAAACCCAGGGGUACAGUAUGAAUACUACCUGCCAGUGCAAGGACAGAGCUCAGGUUACAGCUGGAGCUACAGUUCCUGGAGUGAGUGCAGCUCUGAAUGUGGAGGAGGUUUCCAGUCCCGCUUGGUAUUUUGCACCAUAGACAAUGAAAUUUAUCCUGACUAUAUGUGCAGGAAUAAACCGCAACCAGACAAUAACCGGACAUGUGGCCGUCAAGCUUGUCCCCAGACAAAACGGACUUCUUACGUCUAUCUGCCGCAAGCCUGGAACCACAGUGGAACACGGACCUCUCAGAUGAAGAGGUGGAAAACAGGGGAGUGGGGAUCCUGCUCAGCUACCUGCGGUGGAGGCACCCAGACUCGCUCUGUCUACUGCGCGGCCUACGAUGGUCAGAGCGCCCAAGGAGUGGUGGAUAAUGCCGAGUGCAUGGCCUUUGCACAGCAGCCUCGUAGCAGUCAGCCCUGCAACAUGAGGCAAUGUGCAACCUGGAGCAUGGGGCCCUGGUCAGAGUGCUCAGCCAGCUGUGGGGAAGGUGUGCAGACCCGGACUGUCACCUGCAGAACGCAGCAGGGCUCUCAGGCUCAGGACUUUGCUUGCCAGAUAGAGCCAAAGCCAUCAGCCACCCAGCCCUGCCUUCAGGAGAACUGCAUCCAGGAAAUUGGCUGGCACGUUGGAGAUUGGGGCCUGUGUUCGAAGAGCUGCGAUUCAGGCAUCCGGACGCGCCAAGUCAUCUGCGCUGACGGCGACUCCAAAUUCUACAGUCCUGAGAUGUGCAAAGCCGUCCAGCCGCAGAAACCAGCCACACUGGGUAGCUGCAACAUGCAGCCCUGCUACCUGCCACAGCAGGUCCCCAGUAUGCAGGACACGAUGGGAUAUGAUGUCACCCGCCAGUCCUUGCUGACGCGUUACAACCCAAACAGCCCUGCCACAGGAGUUCUCUCCCCAGAUUCUGGUGAUGAAAGGACGCUCCCUGGGAGCUCCAUGGUCCGUAGUAGCUCUGGGAAUCACCACAUUCAGUCCACCGAGGACCGUGGCACCAACUUCUUGCCGGUUCGCUGGGAAUCCCAGUCACGCUUAUCAGGUUCCCGACAGCUCAACUUCCCUCAGGACCUCGCUGCAGGGACCGGCUCUCAGGACUGCUAUCGGAGCCCCCACGGCUGCUGCCCGGAUGGGCACACUCCAGCUUCAGGCCCUCUGGGGAGAGGUUGCCCCUUUGGCACCUGUCAACGAAGCAGGUACGGAUGCUGUCCUGACGGAAUAUCGUCUGCCCAGGGUCCAAACAACAUGGGAUGCCCACAGCGUUACAGAAAUGUUCAAGUGAACAGAAGUCAGCCCACUGCAGCCGCUCCAACAGCAAGCCAAGCCUUGUCCCAGCAGCAUCCCUCAGGCGAAUGCCGCGCUUCGAUGUACGGCUGCUGUUUUGACAACAUCGCUUCAGCUUCAGGCCCUCAAGGGGAAGGAUGUCUCAGUAGGCCCAGCUACCCCUUUCCUGUCAUAUGCCUGCUGCCUAGUGCCCACGGCCCCUGCACAGACUGGACAACUCGCUGGUACUUUGUGGCUGUUGUUGGCAGGUGCAACCGUUUCUGGUACGGCGGCUGUCAUGGCAAUAAGAACAGCUUUGCCUCAGAGGAGGAGUGCAUGACAGUGUGCCAGGACCCUGCGGGGGUCAGUCCCCAGCAGCACCAGCAUGCUCCUCGCGCAGGGACCCUGCAGCGCCAGCACGCUAAUUCCCGCACUCGCCAAGGGGAUGCUCAGGGCCAGCAGCAGCCAUCCCUGAGAGAGUCUGCAAGUCACAGCCAAGAAGGAAGAGCCUAUGGGGCUUUGCACUCCACACGAGACAGCCGCAGGGUGGACAGCUGGAGAAGCGAUGUGCUGCCAGAGUCUUUGCCAAGGACUGGUGUGCUGGACAGCCGGCGCUGGGGUGCACAGCGCACUGAGGGUGGUGUAGAAAGGAGACUGGACCACCUAAGCCAACCACACGUGGUGCAGGAAACAACAGUGUCUGAGCACUCAGAGAGGCAGAGUGGCAGUGGCCGGCAAGCACUGCCCCGUGAAGGAGAGCAGUGGCAUAAGGCUUUUGGAGCAGAUGCUUCCAUGACGGAGGGACUUGGGCACCAGGCAUCCGCAGGCUCCUUCCCAGCACGAGCUCUGCGCAGAGUUGUCCUGGAGGAAGGCAGGCCUUCUCUUCUGACAGCAGCUGUGGGCCAAAACAUCCAGCUGUUCUGCAAGACAGGCACAUUCCCCUUCUCCAGAGUGGAGUGGAUGAAGGAUGGGCGGCCGGUCUCCUCUGACAGGCACACCUACCAGUCUGACAGCUCCUUGGUGAUCAGCCACAUCAAGUCGGAGGACACGGGGACUUACACGUGCCUCAUUUCCAACGGGAGGACAGAGAGACCGGAGAGACGACAGAUUCAGUUACAGAUCCUAGAGUACCAGGGUGCUGUUCUGGCAGAGAGAGAGAGAGGUCGGGCCGUUUACAAGGAAAAUGAGCAACAGCGAGAGCUAUCCAGAGGCAGUAAAAUUGUAGAGGCAGCCAGUUCCUCUGUGCAUCAACAACUCACAUACAGAUUGCUAAUGGAUAAGAGUGAGCCCUCGGUAAUGGAGGCCAAUGUUGGGGAGAGAGUCAGACUGCCCUGCACAGUGGAAGCGUCGCCCACUCUCACCAUUGAGUGGCAGAAGGAUGGGCAGCCCCUCUCCUCUCCCAGGCACAGGCAGCAGUCAGACGGGGCCCUGGUGAUCAGCCGGGUCAGCCCUGAAGACACUGGCUUCUUCACCUGCAUCGCCUCAAAUGGACGUGACCAGGACCAGCGCCAGGUCCUGUUCCGACCUCUAGGUGGUGAUGAUUUCCUUUCUGGUCCAGGAGAGCUGAGAAUCACUGAUCUUCUGCCAAGCAUCACAAUACCCGAGGGAGGGACUGCCCAACUUCAUUGCACAGUGACCAGUAGCAACGUGAACAUAAGGUGGUCAAGGAAUGGCGUCCCAAUGCGGGCAGAUGGCCACCACAUCCACCUGUCCCAGGAUGGAAGCCUGAUCAUAAGCAAUGUUCAAGAGGCUGACGAGGGAUCCUACACAUGCAGCGCCUACAGCAGCAGCAACUCUGUCAGUGCCAGCACAGAGGUGAAAGUGAUGAGGAGCAGGCCUACAACAGCUGUGAAUCAUGUUGUGGACCUGAGUAGAGAGUGCGUGGACCAGCCACACCUCGCCAACUGUGAUCUGAUCCUGCAGGCCCAGCUCUGCAGUAACGAAUACUACUCCAGCUUCUGCUGCGCCAGCUGUUCUCGCUACCAGUCACAGGCCAGCCCUCCUCAUCACCACGGGUGACAGACACCUACCUCCAAGGCUACAUGAAAGUAUACAGCACAGGUAUGCCUUCAGGAUUGGACACCAUACUUUAAGAUGUGAACGCACUGAAAAGUCUAGAAGGAAACCAGUAAAGGAGUGAGACGUGACAGAUUUUUUUUUUCAAAAAGAGAUUUUUUUUUUUUUUGAGAGGUCAGUGAAGAAUUGUGCUUGCUAGAAGGCAGAAAGUCAUACUUUGCAGUGAAGAUCCAUUAGUUUGGCUAUUGGGAAAAAAAAAAAGCCUCUGCUGUAAUCACAGGAUGGGUUACACUGUAAGUUUGUGAAGUUGCCAUCACUGGUUAUUUAAAAACAAUGAGCUAGUCCAGAGAUCAAUUCUACUUGUAUAUGUCCAUAAAUUUGCAUUUAACAUUUCAAAACAGCACUUCUUUUUUUUUUUUCCUGUAUAGCAUAUUUGACACAAUAGUAUGAAUCUACCUUCUGAGACAAUAAUCACAUCCUGUGUAAAUGCUAGUCUUAGUGAAACAGAGAUGAGACCACCAAGCGCAUGUGAACUUUUUCAGGAGUGUGAUUAAAGGUAGACUACAGCUGUAUUUCAUCCUCCCCCUCCCUUUUACUUUCGCCAAACAUAAGCAAUAAUUUCUGUAACAUCCCUUUCUACUUUGUCAGAGGCUUUUUUUUUUAAAUAAGAUUUAAAUAGUAUACAUGUUCAGCUUUCAUUUAAGCUGCAUAGUUAUAAAAUAUACAUGCAAGGAGCUCUUUCUCAAGACUUCUGAGAGUUGCCACCUGUAGUCUGUUGGACGGGACUCUAAUUUCAUGCUGGGGAUGCUUUGGUUAAGUGAGCGUUUAUUCUCUGACUUUCUUUCUGCUGAGUAUCCAUGGUAAUAAGGAUUGUAUUUGAAGGCAUGCAGCUCUCCGUACAUACCAUCACUGUAAUAGUUAAAUAAAAGGUCUUUUCCAUUUUUUUUUUUUCUUCCUUCUAUUUGGCAAGCUGAGAUUUUUGUCUCUGUGUAACGUCUCUAACUGGCUGUUUACCUUUUGAUUUGUGUGCCAAGAUGUUACUUUUCUUCCCUAAAGAAUGGUUUGUAGGAAGCUCAUAUUUUCCUUGCUAUUAUCUUCAGGGCAGGAGAAGGGUAUAGAUAUACUGGACUAUUUUUGGAUGGUCUUUGGGCACUGCUGUGAAAGACUUACUUAAGGGCUAAUAGGGGAGGGGAGGAAAAAAGCAUGUAUAGCUUUUUCUAGUCUUAUAUAAAUCAGAUCUCUACACACAUGACUACAAAUAUUUGUUUGCUUUUUGAAAGCUGAAAAAGCAUCAGUACUACCUCAAAUACCAUAGGGAGUAUUGGUCAUUACUAGUCAUGCCAUACUGAAGCCAGGUAUGCAUGAACUGAUACAGGAAAAAAAAGCCCCAGCUUUCUAGACCACAUCACUGAGUAUCACGGUACUUGCCUGGAAACAGAAACUGCUGGCAAGCGCAAAAGGAAGGAAGCAUUGCUAAAGGAAAGGCUCAGAAACAGUCCCCUCUGCUUCCUUUAUCCCUCUAUAAUAAUACACUCCCCUUUCAGGUACAAGGUCUGACAUUUCUCUAUACCUAACCUGUUUGGUGCACAUAGGAAUGCAGUGUGAAGCAGUCACAUGCGUAGGGUAGGUCUAUAGCAACUUACUGGGAGAACAGAAAGGAGUGAAAAUACACUGUCUGCUCACACAGCUAUUGGGAUCUUCACUUCUUUUAAUACUAGGGGAAAGAAAAGCAACAUGAGUUUUCUUUUUUCCCUGUUUGAAUGUUAGUGGCUUCAUGUUUGUCUCUAAGUAAAUAGUCAGCAUUAGAAAAAUUCAGCGAGGCAAACUAGAAUCUAAUGGUUUCAGUAAACCCCACCUUUUUAGAGGUUUAAAUAGCAAGGACAUUUGCAAGUUAGGUCUUAAAGUUCAAGGUAACGUAAUAUGGCGUACAAAAAGAGAGCCACUAAAAUACCAUUGUCAAGCUUCAAGGCUAGCAAGCAGUGUUUGUCUGUGUUCACCUAAUAACAAAAAAGGACAAAUCCUGAAAACCAAAUGGAGAACAAUAAAGCUUUCACAGACAGCACUUCUACCACCAACAUUUAUUUCUGUUAAAGCAGAUUAUAAAUCAGUACAAAUAUAUAUAACUUACAUUUGCUUGUAAGGCCAAAGUUUAAAAGUAAAGUUAAAAUGAGAUGGAUUUCACAAGUCACCAGAGGCAGAACCUGGACCAGCUGCAGCCUUAACCACAAGGUUUCACAAAUCAGUGGAAAAAAA